Molecule: messenger RNA, 4610 nt
Organism: Archocentrus centrarchus (flier cichlid)
Lineage: Eukaryota; Metazoa; Chordata; Actinopteri; Cichliformes; Cichlidae
Gene: pard3ba
Product: par-3 family cell polarity regulator beta a
Exons: 24
Coding region: 1-3813 (1270 amino acids)
Biological process (GO): establishment of centrosome localization; establishment or maintenance of epithelial cell apical/basal polarity; microtubule cytoskeleton organization
Cellular component (GO): cell cortex; apical junction complex; adherens junction
Molecular function (GO): protein binding; phosphatidylinositol binding
Source: RefSeq, a predicted model, not a curated record
AUGAAAGUGACAGUAACUUUCGGGGACACCUCUGUGGUGGUUCCCUGCAAAGCUGGGUGGACGGUCCGGGAUUUAAGCGAACAAGCCACGCGGAGGUACCGCAGGAUUUUGGAGCAGCGUGGAGAGACUCCCAUGCAGACCCACCACUUGGAGUAUGCGGAGGGAGGCAUCCUGGACAUGGAUGACCUGCUGAGUGAUCUAGUGGACGACAGAGACAAGCUGGUGGCAGUGUUUCACAAAGCCCAGUAUGGAAGGACAGAGAGCCCCAGAGAGAGUAUGUCCAACGGCUCAUCCAGUGCCGCCCCAAGUCCAGAACCCUUCACCUACUACCCCCACCUGCAGUACCAGGACGAAAACAGAGGAGAGAUCGAAGUCAACGAGGCCGUCCUCAAAGGAAAUACUCCACUACUGGUGAGGAGCAGCAGCGACUCUGCUUUGGCCCCGCCCACUGAGAUGACACCUCCACCUGAUAACCAAAGCAAUGGAACUCCUGAACCGGAAAUCAACAAUGUACUGAAAGGAGCUCUGGACCGACUUGCUGAAGACCCCCCUGCCAAGAUGAGCAAGGUGAACUUCAGUAGUCUGACGAGGACAGUUGCGUUCCCUGGCGACCGUGGACCCCUGGGUAUACAUGUGGUUCCCUACUGCUCCUCUCUCAAUGGACGACCUCUCGGCCUCCACAUUAGAGGCAUUGAGGAAAACAGCCGAUCCAAGAAGGAGAAUCUCUUCAGGGAGGAUGAGUGCAUCGUCCAAAUCAAUGAGACGCCACUCCAGGACAAGACCUUUGCACAGUCACAGGAAGUGUUCCGCCAAGCUAUGGGCUCUUCUUCAGUGCGUGUCGAGAUCCUUCCUGCGGCCAACAAGUCACGCUACGAGAAAAGCUUCAUAGGCCAGCUUUUCACCAGCGACAGCAAAGACUCUUCCACUAAAGCCAGUCCGGUGGUGGUACGCGCUAAAGCCGACCCCCAACCAGAACCCAAACCAGAACCCAAAAUGAACGCCAGGACAGAUAUGAGGCGACCAGAUGCUCACUCAAAACCCCCAGAGCCAACUGUGCCAAACACACAACCAGUGGAGCUCCAGCCUGCGCACGGCUCUUUAGAGAGAGCGUCUCCCACUUCCAUAGCUAAGGGCGGGAGCUCCUCCCCGAUGCCAUGGACCCGCAGCGAAAGCCCGCUGGCCAGUAAGAGUCCCGCUGCGCCCAGCCUGGCUAACCUUACCAACAGGAAAGGCGGCAAGAAGUUAAAAAUUGACUUGAAGAAAGGCUCUGAGGGUCUGGGUUUCACCGUGGUAACCAGGGACUCAUCUGUCCAAGGGCCAGGGCCUAUCUUGGUGAAGAGCAUCUUGCAGCGCGGCGCAGCGGUGAAGGACGGACGCCUACAGCCAGGGGACCGCAUCCUUGAGGUAAACGGAGUAGACAUGACAGGCCGUAGCCAGGAGGAGCUGGUGGCCAUGCUGCGCAGCACCAAACAGGGAGAGAGCGUGUCUAUGGUGGUGGCUCGGCAGGAGGACAUCUUCCUGGCUAGGGAGCUGAAAAGCGAGGGCACGGGUGUUCGGGUGAUGGAGGACGGCAGGGAGCAGCUGAUGUACGAGAUCCCCCUAAAUGAAACGGGCUCGGCCGGCCUGGGGGUCAGCCUAAAGGGCAACAAGUCCAGAGAGACCGGAGAGGACCUAGGAAUCUUCAUCAAGUCGAUCAUCCACGGAGGGGCCGCCUAUAAGGACGGCCGUUUGUGUAUAAACGAUCAGAUGAUAGCGGUCAACGGCGAGUCGCUGCUCGGGCGCUCCAACCACGCCGCCAUGGAGACCCUGAGACGGUCCAUGUCGUCAGAGGGAAAUGCCAGAGGCACCAUCCAGGUGGUCGUUCUCCGAGCUCCCAGACAGAUGGGGAACGCCAACUCCACGCCAGCUGCAAAUCUCUCCACCAACCAUCAGCCCAACAUUCAAACUGGCUCCAGCAAUCAGGAUCCUCGGAGCCACGAUUCAUACCAGAGACCCUCAGGACCCUCCAGAGCCCCGAACACAGAGUCCACCACGAAUGGUGCGAGUCACACUCCAGCUAUGACGAACAACUACACAUACAGCAAAUCUGGAAGUGCGCCGUCUCCUGCUGCAGCCGCCGGUGACAGCCAUGGUCACUACGGCAAUGACGACGAGGAGCAAGACUUCCCCCCGCCGCCCUCCCCCAACACCGUGGAGCAAAUGAAUAGAGACUUAUCGCUAACCUCCCCAUCCCACAGCGAGCUUCAGAAGGUGUCCCGCGCCGCUCGAGCUUUCUACGCAGAAAACGCAAAGGACAACGUACCUCGCAACAGAACGUCCAAGAGCAUGGACAUGGUGGCUGAUGAAAGCAACGUGGGAUCACUGGUCGGGCAGAAGAACAAGCCUUCAGAAGGAGGCGCACUGGGCCCCACCCUGGGCCUCAUGAAGUCCAGCUCCCUGGAGAGCCUCCAGACGGCCAUGUCUGAGGUUAAGCAGAGUCACAUCCAAGCACAAGUGCCCUUUCAUCGCCCACGGCCGCACAUGGUCCGGGGGCGGGGAUGCAACCAGAGUUUCCGCAUCGCCAUUGACAAGUCCUACGACGGACCUUCUGAAGAUGACGAUGACCUGUCAGACCACAGCUCCGGUCACGAGACUCCCGCCAGCAGCUCGUCUCGCCAGGAUCUGGAUGCAGAUGAUGGAAAAAAGAAGAAGAAGAAGGAAGUAAAAAAGAAGAAAGAAAAGAAGAACAAAGGGGGGAAGAAAUCGGAAAAUAAUGCGGAGGACGCGGAGAAGAAGACCAAAAAGAAAGGAUUUGGCCUCUUAAGGUUUGGCAAGAAGAAGGACGACAAGAGCAAAGAUGCAGCAAAAGCUUCAAAGAGCAAACUGGAGGCUCUGAGUGAGGAGGAGCUGGACAGGAUCCCUGAUGACAGAGAUGGCUAUGACCCACGUUACGCCGAGGUCCAAUCUGGUCACGUCACCCCCGACCCAUCUUCCCUCCCCGAUGUGGAGGACGACGACAUGGAUCCGAACUACGCUCGCAUCGACAACUUCCGCCAGCCGCCCUCGCCCCAGUCCUUCGUCACCCGCACACCCUCCCCUUCAGUACCAGGUGGGGGGACUAGCCUGCAGCAAGCAUCCUUCGAGGACCUCGAUGGGCUCUACGCCAAGGUCAACAAGUCGAGAGCCCCGCCCGCUUCGCAAAACCAGCAUCAGACAACGGCAGAGAGUGAUCAGCGUCUCCACGGAUUGCGCAGGGAGUACAUGCAAGCCCGAGCCGCUCCAGGUUACGAGGAACUAGAUGCAGCACGACGCCGGAUCCUGGAGUAUGAUCCCAACCGGAUGGCGCCCAGAGGAGCCGAAUCUCGACCUAACCACCGCUAUGAAGAAAUAGACCGACAAAAUCUCACACAACCCAGGAGGGAUCCAUAUGAUUACCCCACCCACUCCAGACCCGUGCCACGAGAUUCCGGCCCCAACCUUUACCACGACGCUCCAGGUGCCGGUCACUCUGGCCGUUUGCCAGACCCCCAGUCGAGCACCCAGUCCCAGCAGCCCCUCAGCAAUCCGCGCUACUACCCCUCUUCCCAGAUGGGACAGCAGCACCGUGCUGCUUCAAGGCAGGACGUCCCUCCGUCGCCCACCAUGGGUCACAGAGGGCGCCAGUACUACGACUCCGGAGGGAGAAGAGACGGCUACCGGCAAGCCAGCCCCGGCCGCUACACCAGUCCAGAGAGGUACCCUGCCAACAGGGAGCGUUACAACAGCCCCGACCGCUACGGUAACGAAAGACAGUCUGACCCGAGACGGAAGAACCCCGCGAUUGGUGCAGUUUAAACAGCAGACCCCUGCGAAGAAUAUAAAGAUAGUGUAUCGCUGUCACCUGUCGCCAGGCUGCAGAAGUGAAAUUUUGCCAUAUUGAUUGAUGUGAUGCAAAAAAAAAAAAAAAAAAAAAUAGGGCUUAUUUUGAGAGGGAGAUUUGUGUUUGUGCGUUUAUAGAUGUUUCCAGCUGCUUGUAUAUAUUUGCCAGUGUGCCGUGCUAUAUAAGAACAGGACACAGGAUUUUAUGAUGUAGAAAUUAAAUGAAGUUAAAUAAAUUAUAUAGAGUAAACUUGGUGCCAAAUGUAUGAAAUCAAGUAUAUUCCAAGCUAUGAGCUGACUUUGCACACGCUGAUCAAGCUGAAGGAAAAUAAGAGGGGAUCACCUUGACCCGUCGGACCGCUCCAACACGGAGAGACGGGAAGUUGAAGUGGACAAACAGGAAAAGGAAAUAACACCCCUUCUUCUUGUCUUCUUGUCCUUGAUGUUUAGUCGCUUGGACUUCCUUUACAUCCUGCUAUUGCACUGCUUUGUUUUUUUCCUUUGCUUUAUUUUUUUAUUUUUUUUUUUUGUAUUGUCACCAUUACUUAUUUGGAUGUGGCUGCCUGUGUGCUCAUUAACUGUAUAAUUGCAAAUUUGCAAAUAAGUUUAUUUGUGAUACUUUUUGUAGAGCUUCUAAUAAAUGUAUGAAUCUUGAUCUGCACCUUGUGCAAAAACUAAUGAAACAUUUUACCCUUCAACUCCUCACUGCUGAGAGUCAAUGCACUGAAAACAAAACGUGUCAAUGGUGGUUUGAUUUAAACUUGCUGUCAAAC